AUGGCUCAGAUCCUUCUGUCUCUUGUCACCUUUCUACUGUCUGCCUUCAGAGGAAAAGGUACUCACUCAUACUGGAACUAUGCUAUGUUCACCUGGGCCUUCUGCCCCAUCAUGACCCUCAUCAUCACCAUUAUUGAGAUGUUCAAGCUGGACGUCAUACUCAAUCUGUUCUGCAUGGACUGGCCUGACUUCGCCACAGGCAUGGCCAUGUCCUCCACCCUCAUGACCGUCUCUGUCGCCAUCACAUUUGUGAACUUCUACGCCUGCCUGACGUGCUUUUACAGCCUGAUAAUCUGUUUGUUCGCAAUCUUGGCUGGCGUUGUGUACACACUUGAAGUGGUGAAAGACAAAAUCUGUGACAAGAAGAAAGGGAGCUACCUGGCCGCUCUGCCUGGAUUCUUCAAGGUUUUGGAGGCGUUUGUGAGCUGCAUGAUUUUUGUCUCACUGACCGGUUUCAGAGACAAGCCGGCGCUGAUCAUAUGUGUUAUCGCCUACAUCAUUCCUUUCCCCAUCCUCCCUCUAAUCAUAGCCACCAACAUCCUGAAGAAACUGAAGACGUGUUUGCCCUUUAACCUGGACAGAUUUGUGUUUAUAUUCCUGGUGAUUUCAGUUGUGCUUUAUAUUUUUGCUGCUAUUGUGUGGCCUAUUUUUAUGUUCAGGAAUAACCCUCGGCCCAGUGACUGCCCCCCCAGCUACUGUAUCUGGGCCAUACAGUUCAUGGUUGCAUUUUUUACCUACGUCAAUCUUAUUUUGUUUUCAAUCGACCUCGUUUUCACCCUGCUUGGUAUCUGUGGCUUUAAGCGCUCAUAG
Messenger RNA from Notothenia coriiceps (black rockcod), 810 nucleotides. NCBI's taxonomy places the organism in Eukaryota, Metazoa, Chordata, Actinopteri, Perciformes, Nototheniidae. The record is from RefSeq and is a predicted model, not a curated record.